This is a messenger RNA of Leptomonas pyrrhocoris, 2237 nucleotides long. RefSeq lists its product as hypothetical. Bases 186 to 2237 code for a protein of 683 amino acids. Lineage: Eukaryota; Euglenozoa; Kinetoplastea; Trypanosomatida; Trypanosomatidae. The transcript has a single exon. The record is from RefSeq and is a predicted model, not a curated record.
AGUUUCCUUCCUGCUUUCAACACUCAACUCUUCUUGCAUCACACCACGAACGAGAGAGGAAGAAGAAAGAAGAAAGAAAGACGAGAAAGUGGCAGCGUUUUAAACCUGCGAUCGUCUUUCGGUGCUUAUCUCAUUCACGCAUCUACAACGCAAAACCCCUGUUUUCUUCUUCCCCAUUGCCGAUCAUGCCCCCUCCUUCUCCCUCCCCUACCCCAGCCGGCACGGCGCCGCUGCCCCUCGCACAACGGCUGCAGCAGCUACAAGCGGCGUGCGGUAAGGUGUACGAGACCUACGCACCUGCGCCGUCCUCACCCGGUUCUGCGGCAGACGCCGCCGCGGCACCAAAGAAACUCGACCACCACGAGCGUAGUCGCCUGCAGACGCUCGUGACGGAGCAGGUGAGUGCGCUCUACCAGGAAUCUUUUGCCUCCUCUGCGAGGGUGCAGAUCGCUGGGGCGGAACUGGAGAAGCUGCUUCGCCUCCUGCCUUCCUUGGUCGCCGUCAGCGCCCCACCGGCCUACCGCCCACCGUUGUUGAUGACUGUUGUUCGUGUUCUGCACCCGCGAAGAAACGACAGUCCAACCCCGCACGUGCCCGACGCGGUCCUCGCGGGCGUUCUCCUCUCCCUCGUCCGCCUCCUUCACCACCCCGAUCCCUGGGCGGCGGGUCAGGUGUCGAACGUCACGGCCACACGCGCCUCCGCGGCUGCACUUCUUGCCCAGCUCCUCCGCCACUUUGUCAUCCACGCCCAGGAAGCAGCCGUCGUGGGGCAAUGGCGGCAAUGGCAGGAGCUGGCAAACAACGCUCUACUCGACGCCGUGCGGAUAUGGAUAGAGGAGAUGGAUGUGCAGCGCCCUCCGGCAGGCAACGGCGCGGCGCACAAGCGAUCCAUGCCCGCCAAGCCGUCUCCAAAACUGAGUCCGUCGGCGGCGUGCGUCCUCAGUCAGCUUUUGGAUCUCGUCGACGCCCUCGUCGAGCACCCCUGCGCGCACUCUUUACCCAACGACGCCUGGCUGCCUGCUCUGACGUGUGUGGUCCGCCUCGGCGGGUCUCCACAGGAAGCACCGCAGCACCUAGAGCUUUCUUACGCUGUCCUGCAAGUGCUGAUGCACGUGCGAGAAAAGGGCGUCGUGUCGCCGGGCGUGUGGCGCCAACUAGCGCUGGGGGUCGUGGCGAAGUCGAUCCCGCACGGCUCCGCUGACGCCCCUGACCCGAUCCCGGCCUCCUCCCUCUCCACCUCGGCCACCUCCUACGCCGCUCUCUUCUUGAAGUAUGUUCACCUGACCAAGUCCCUCAUGUUCGUCGCCGUGGAGGAGAGCUCGACGGACAGCAGCACGGCCCGCGCCACCGCUGCUGAGCUGCACACCGUCCUCGCCGGACUAGUGGAGCUGUCGUCAUCUGUUUUGAUUGAGAAAGCCAGCGCAGCGGACUCUGCGGCGGCGACGUCGUCGUCGUCCGGUGGUGGCCGGGUGUCGCUGCUGGCGGCCGUGGUGAAGGAUCUUUUGACGGUGCGCGAGGAGAGCCACAGCGCCCCUCGCCAAUACGCGCGGUACGUGCAGGGGAUGUUCGCUGGGUCGACGCCGCUGGUGCCGUACAUCAUUCAAGUGAUGGCUACGGAGUGUUACCGACAGAUGCCGUUGCUCGCCGCGCCCAAUGUGCCCUCGGUGCUCGCCACGAACGCGGAGAUUCUGCAAGGCGUCUUUCUCUGGUCCAUCCACGCGAUUAUCGAUGAAGGGCUGUUAGACUCGACACGGCGCACCGUCGUCGCAGCGGCGUUGCCGUACGCGCUCUGCGACGCCGCCGACGCGGUUCUAGGGCAGCUGAAUGAGCGCCUUUCCGUCAUCCUCCUAUCGAACCCGGCGCUGGCUGCGCAGAGGGAUGUGCCGCUGUUGGCCGUGCGAGUGAUCGCGUGCGAGGGGCUCGCCUUGCUGCUUCACUUUCUGCUGUUUGUGGUCGCAUUGUACGGCAUUACGGACGAGGUUUCGUGGAAUGUGCACUUCCGCGAUCGCCUCCACGCGGCCGAGGCACGUGUCAUGCGCACCGUUGGCACGUUUGACUGUGGCGUGCCGCACGUAUUGCGUGCGUUCACCGACGCGCUGGAUCGCAUGAGCUCCACCUUAGGACCCACUGCGGCCAAGGUGAGUGCAUUACUGCCCAACUCGACGCGUCCCUCUUUGGCCUCUUCCGGCUGUCACGGCGCGUUGGACAACUUAUUCGAGGUCAUUCCCAUUUUUUAA